UUUUCAUUUUGAUACUCACGGAGAGAAUUUUGGGGAGAUCCACAAACUACUUACGAGAGUUUGUACGAAACGCAUCAUGCUUCAACAGCGGCAAGCGAAAGCGACCGUGCUUACUACUCUGGGCCUGGCGAUAGUCGCAGCACUCGCCCACACCUCGAGCGGCGAUGGCCAAGUGCCAGAGACGUUCGCCUGGGAUGGGCGGCUGCUGGCCGCGGUCAAGGCGCGGGUGUUGAAGGGUGAUGUCGACCUCAAGCCAGCCGUGGAGGCGCUCAUGCACUCUGCGGACAGCGUCGUGAAAGCCGAUACGUCCAAGCUCACCGUCAUGGCAAAGAACUUCACGCCACCUAGUGGAACCAAACACGACUACAUGAGUGUGGCAAUCUACUACUGGCCAUGUAACAGUCCAAAGUUUCCCCCACCCUUUCCGAAAGGGUGCAAUACUACAACCGGCCUGCCAUGGGUUUCUCAUGAUGGCGUGGUGGACUCUGAAGCAGUGGAUAAGUUCGACUCUGUACCGUUGGGCAAGAUGCAGGCAGCUGUAACUACGUUGGGCCUGGCAGCGUACAUGUUUGACAAUGAGACGUAUGCUGAGCAUGCAAUGGACAUCAGCAACCAGUGGUUCUUGGACCCGGCGACUAGGAUGAAUCCAAACCUGAACUUUGCCGCAUUUCGUCCGGGAAUAAACGAGGGGGAUGCCAGUGGGAUAAUCGGCACCGUACGUUGGGUCCACCUUGUUGAUGCAUUUCAGCUUCUGAAGAUGUCAAAGAGUUUUGCGGAGCAGUUGGACCUGGAAACUUGGUUCGGGGGCUAUAGUGCCUGGCUAACGGACAGCAAGCUUGGAAUGGGAGAGUCACACGCGAAGAAUAACCAUGGCACAUGGUACGAUGCUCAGCUUCAGAACUAUGCCCUCUACUCGAGAAAGCCCAGCGUAGCCAAGACCGUAGCACAAGCGGCGGCUGCAAAGCGAAUCGACACACAGAUACUACCCACAGGCCAGAUGCCUCUUGAGGAAGGCCGUACCAAGUCCUGGUCUUACACUGACUACAAUCUGCAGGCCUUCUUCAACCUUGCCACCUCAGCCUUGCACUCCGACGUCAAUCUGUUCACGUACGUUAGCAGUGAUGGGCGCAGCAUCCGCAAGGCUGUGGAGUACAUCAUCCCCUAUAUGUUAGGAGAGAAAACAUGGCCAUACAAGCAGAUCGAGCCCUUCAAGUACUCCAGCUUAUUCGAGGUGUUUCGUCGCUCCGCCAUUGCCUUCCAGAACUCGACAUUUGAAAACAUCAUCGAGAAAGUCAGCAACGAAACACUGUCCAAUAACGUCGUUAAUCUUCUCUUUCCAAAGGCGGCUAUACCUGGCUUUGAUGCGAUGAGCACACCAGUUGUUCUCCCAGGCCAUGAUGAUGAUCACUAUCGCCAUAGGAACACACAAAGAAGGGAUGACUGGGUACCAGAUGGCUACGCUAGACUGGAAAAUGGGAUGAUCCUACCAACUGCUUUUCUCUACAAAACACCAUAUUAGAUAUUGACAAUGGCCCAAAACAUUUGAUAAUUCUAAAAUUGAUUACAUUUUACUUUUGAAGUACACAUGGUAUUUACAUGACUAGAAGUACUAGUACUACUAGCCUCAGUAGUAGUCAGGACUUGGUUCAGAUGUUG
Molecule: messenger RNA, 1656 nt
Organism: Sycon ciliatum
Lineage: Eukaryota; Metazoa; Porifera; Calcarea; Leucosolenida; Sycettidae
Exons: 11
Coding region: 77-1519 (480 amino acids)
Cellular component (GO): periplasmic space
Molecular function (GO): lyase activity
Source: RefSeq, a predicted model, not a curated record